UGGAGGCGAGAUAGGAAUAUUUCGAGACACUCUUGCAUCUCAGGUGUUUCGCCACGCCAGUGGUCGUCUGAUUCAUUGGCAGUACAAACUAAACUCUCAACUUUUUCACAUUUAACUUACGUGAUUAUUCCCUUUAAAUUUAUAUAAAAACGAUUAUUGAACGUUAAUCUAACUCCUAAAACAACUGAUUCUUUUCCUGAUCCUCUCCUUCAGUGGCAAAUAAAAUGCAAAGUGAAUAGUGAUGUGAUGUGAUGUGAGAUUGGCGGAGAGCAAAAAUGACAGCUUCGGUUGAUAAAUCGAAAUGACUCCAGACAGCAACAAUGUUCAUUUGUAACUUGCACAGUAUUUUUUGUCACGUAAACUAUGACAUAAGUGUAAAUUAUGCCCCGUAAGGAAAGAACAAAUGCAAAAACAUGGGAACGAGACAGAAGAAAUCGUAUGAAUACAUAUUUCAAGACCCUAUCAGAUUUAUUACCACCACAUCAAGAGGGCCGAAAGCGAAACAAAGUAGAUAUUCUUAUUUACGCAGCGAAAUAUAUAAAGGACCUCACAAAUCGUACCGAGGAGCUGUUCUAUGCACAUGCAGUAGAUGCACACAAAGAAGAACUAAAUCGUCUGAAGAAGCUGGUGGGACAGCUUUAUUCUCGCACCCAGUUACUGUCAACCCUCUUGAAGGAAGCUGGAAUAACAGUUCCAGCAGAACCGGCACUGGAAAAAAUUUCGCCCUUAAAGUGGUCAAACAAAAUAAACGUUGACGACGUUGAUAAAUAUUUAGAUAGAUAUAAUGAAUGUAAAAAACCAGCUAAACGUAAGAGUAAGCCAACGGGUGUUCGUGUGCCCUCAAAGAGCAAGACCACCAGUUCAUCCCCCAAAAAAUUACCAACUGACCAAGACUCGUCAGAAAUUGUGAGCAUUCCGUCAGAGGACCAGGAGAAUCACAUGAGCACAAGUACAAUCGAUUCCGAAGUUUGCUGUACGCCUGAGACCCCCUCAAAGGACUCAGAAUGUCGAAGUAGUGUUCCCCAGCCCUCCACCACUGCCUCACUCUCUUCAGGAAGUGCUGGACCAAAGUCAGGUCCGGGAAUUCGUAAGCUAGAGUCUCGAAAAAAGAUUAAGAGAAAAAAAUCAUCACCAGAAGAGGAUAAAUCGAAAAAGUCGACAGAGAUUGGUGGUUCACAGGGUAAUCAGGCCCUCAGCAAUAUAAUCCCAGGGACACUGAUCCUCUCAGGUGGAAAAAUAAUGCCCCUGAUGACUCCAAUAGCUCCUCUACCCUCAAAUAUCCUCGUAAAUGCUCAAGCUCAAACCUCCAACCAAAUAAUUCUGGGCAACACCCAGGCAAAUCCAAUGAUCGUGAUGCAAUCGAUUGGCAGCAGAAUUCAACAUUCAGUUGUACCUGUUAGAAAUCAAAAUAUUGUUAAGGCUGUGCAGAAAGUAACUCUCAAUACUGUACCAAGUAUUCGUACCAACGUUGGACUUAAUUCACAAGACUGGGUAUCAAAUGUUAGAACAAUUGUUGAAGCAACUAAAAUUGGGGGUAGAAAAGGAAUUCUCCCGAAAGGUAAAGAAAUAACUAAAACCACAAUGACAUAUAAAGUUCCAAUUCCUGCUGUUCACAGAGAAGGAAUUGUUUUUAAAAAUUCAGACAAUAAUAUUAGUGAAAAAAUUGAGCCAAAAAGUAGAAUAAAAAAAUUAGCAAAGAGCAAAAAAAUUAAAGAGAAGGAAAAAACUUCUGGCAAUAAGGACGAAAAAAAUAUGGACACUGACAGUUCUAAGAGCGAAGAAAAGAGCAGAAAAAGGAAGAAUACCGAUGAUGCGAACUGUUCUCCACCGAAGAUCAUUAAAUCAUCACUUCCAGAGACGUGUGUUUCAAUAGAAAAUCUUCGACACGUUGUUGAGAAGAUUGGAGAGGAGAAUCCUGAAAAAUCCCAGAAACUGAACUCAGAUAAAUCAGAGUUCAGCCAGAAUUCGAUUAAAUCCUCGGAGUCUUCACCUAGAGCCCCGAAAGAACAAACUUCUCCUUCAGAAAAAUCUGAGAAGCCGACGGAGACAUCGAAGCCUGAAGAAUCCCUUAAGAAAUCAAAUCCUGAGGGGUCCCAAUUACUUCCAUCUCUUCUCGACUCGACGAUCCCCAAAACAUGUGAAUCAUCACCAUCAAAUCAACCACCCCCAAAUGAGAUACAAUCUCCAAAAAACCCUACAUUCGUCCCUCUAGAGCCACCAAAACCCUCCUCGAUUCCUCCCCUCUCAGAAGUUGAUAAAGUGAUCGCAGAAGCAGAAGUCCAAAUGCAAAAAACGAAAGACGUCUGUGAUCUCGGAAGAUUCGACAAUCUCCUGAGUGCAACCAGUCAGCCACAAAUCCCUGAGGACAACAGAACAAUAAUGGAGAGUGGAAAAAUCAUUUUAAACUUGGACACCAACACUACAACGACGAUGAAACAAGAUACAAAUCUUUCAGCAGAGCUAAUGCCCCCCAGAUCAUCUCCGAAUGUUCCUGAGGGACUUUCGAAGGACGAGAAGUCGAAGGAACAGGCAUCAAAGUCCCUGUCGUACUCAUCAGGCAACACUUUCGUCCCAAUCAACAGUAGAAACGAGGCACUUCACUCAGAUCUAUCAAACGAUCUCUUCGCGUCUCUGCAGGUGCCCUCCAGCUCGCACAAUCCAGAAUCCAUAUCCCCUACUGCAGCUUUCUUGAUGGCAUUCCCCCUGGUAUCAUCGUUGAAUGGAAAAACUGAGGUCCUGGAGGAGGAAAUGAAGGAGGACCUGAAAUAUCACAGUCAGACACCCCCAAUGCUCCUCCAGAUAGGUACAAUCGAGCCCACAAUUUUCAAACCAAAAUUGAGUGAAGAAAAAUGUCCAGAGACACGUGAUAAAGAUAAAUCAUCCGAAUGCCCUGAUAAACCACCGGAGAUAACAUCCAAAUCCCUUCCUAAAAUCAUCAACAACGAACCAAUGAAGGAACGACUGUACAAAGUCGUGCCUUAUCCUGAGCCGGUGAUGACUUUUCCUACGACCUUAACGAUUCCUUCACAGAUUCCACACGCAGUGCCUCAGUCACAAGUUAAAAAAAAUGUGGAAAAUCCUCUGGAAAGCACCUCGAAUAAUGUGAUAGUGUCGAAGUCUGAUGACCAGAACAGAAAGCUUCAGAAAGUGGAGACCAGUAUUCCUUGCUCUGCAAUUCCAUCAGCGUCAACAAUACCUUCAUCAAUUCCUUCAUCAAUUCCUACAUCAAUUCCUUCAUCAAUUCCUUCAUUAAUCUCUUCAUCAAUCCCUCCUCCAAGAAUCGAUCAAACCCCUAAAUACGAUAGUAAUAUGAGAUAUCCCAGCCUUCCCGAGUUCGUGCCGAAUUAUUCCAACUUCACCACAACAGACAAUCCGAUGUCCUCGAACCCCAGAGUUUCUUAUCCCUCGCACUCUUCCUCACAAGUUUCCUCUCAGCCUGUUUACACGUACCAGAUCCCUCGUCAGACCUUCGUGAAUCGUCCAAAGAACCUCAGCUCCAUGGACAAUCAGACAAUCACUUGCACGAUGUCCCAGACACGACCGACAGCUCCAGAUUCUAAUGACUACCAGAGAAAUGUGAAUCCGGUGAUGCCAGUGUCUUCUCACAGCAUUCAAUACAACUAUUCAUCUCGGCCAAAGGACUCGUAUUCUCAUCAGCAUCAGGAACAGAGGAUUUACGUAGAUCAGGGGCAGAAAGACUCAUCGGCCUGUCAGAGCUCUUAUCCAAUGCACAAGGAGACACAGAUGUACCAGGACUACUCGAUCGUCAGUAAAACAUCAACUGCCCUCGAUUCCUCUCAAUUAUCACGAUCGUACGUUCCACCGUUAUCCAUCAAAGAUGCACCCCAGAAUUAUCAAACUUAUUUACCGAUCACUCCGUCCAAGGAGCAGACACGGGAGGUCGCAGCUGCGCCUAAUCUAGGCCAAACCUACUCUGAUCAAUCGAAACAACCGCUCGAGACUUUCAACAAUCUCCAGAGGGAUUUUGAUUCAACUCGAAAGGAUUCUUUUGUUCCAUCGACGUCAGCUGGCUCGAAGCUCCCGAAAAAUCCACAGAAUCAGGAAACUCAGAGGAUUGAGACAUCGAUCUCAUCAGCGCCGAACAAAAUUCCUGAAAAUCACUUCAACACAAACUAUCCAAAGGGAAAUCCUUCACUGGUUUCUGAUCCCCUGUACCAGGUGAAACGGUCAGAGCCUCAAACGUAUGGAAUUUAUCCCAGAGACCAGAAGAAGAUGUUCGAGAAUCCCUCGAAUACUCAGAUAAAGUCCCACGUCCAAUCAUCACUGCCUCGUUAUUCCCAUCAAGGCCACCAACAACAGCAACAGGCUAAUGUGACGACAUCCAAUUAUUGUCAGACAACAGUUACUGAGAAUCUUGGAAAAUCCACAACAACUGUAGCUCACAACUCGUCGAAUUACAGCAUCCUCUCCUGGACGACUUUAUCCCCGAUGGGUCUGGGGGGCAACAACAAUCUCGUUCACUUUGAGGGAGGUACUGAGCACGUUGACGACAACGAGGGUAAAACAAUCUGCGAGAACUUCAAUUACAAUCAUCUGCACAAGGAGACAGUUGGAUUUGGAAAUAUCAUGCAGACAGAUUCUCAGUAUUCAACAGCCGAGGCAAUCAUCGAUAAAUCCAAAACAAAGAUGUCGAAUGAGAAUAAACAGGGAUUUGAGGACAACUCGAAGAGUAAAAAUGUACCGACAAUUCAGAAGCAGACGAGUAGACCUCACAAUCAUAAUCAAAAUCCUCAAAAUCAGAGUAUCGGGGAUGACUUUAAAUACAGUGGGGAGAAUAAAAAUAAGACUAAGUACUCGAUGGACUCGGCGUACACUCAAACGGAGUUUGGGGCGUUGGACCAGAGGCACCAGGUGACCAAGAGCCAGCAGAUACCCCAGUCGAAACCUGAGAAAACUUAUUCGAUUCCUUACGAUUCUCAAAUAACUUUCGACCUGCCAGAGCCUGUAGCACAGAGCCAAACAAAAUGCCCUGAUAUUUAUUCUGGAAGUAAUUACAAAUACGGAGAAGACAAGGAUCAUUCUCAGAUAAAGUACCAACCGAUUAUCCAGGGGCAGCCCCCAGUGGUUUUGAAUGAAAAUGUGAGUUACAAUUCAGGAAAAGGAAAUCAACAGCAACAGAAUAUGAAUAAAUCGAAGAGUGUGCAACAGCAGAUUCAGCCAGUGAGGGCACCAGUCAACUGGAUGAUGACACCAGAGGUGAAACACAACUCAAAUAUUGCAGAUUUGAUUCUCCCACCGAUUGGAAAGGAACUCGAUUUUUGUCAGAAUAAUAUUUUCAGUCAGACGCCCUCUUAUAAUCAGAGCACGUCCAAUCAAUUUUACAAUAAUUACGAGGUGUCAGUGAGUGCUGCUCACAGUUUUUCAAAUGUUGGCACUCUUCAGAGCGACCGAUUUUACCCGGAGGAGCAGCCAUUCACUUGGAGUCCAACGAAAAAUCCUCAGAGUGGAGCUGAUCAUCAGAGUAUGAAAACACUGGAUCAACAGGUGGUGCCUUCCACGUUACCAACUCUAGUGGGGGAUUUGGCAUUGGGGACUAAUAUUCCUGAGAAGCAGAGUUUCCUGUUCAGUCAGAUGCCACCGAGGAGCAAUGAUUUAUCAAAGACAGUCAAAGAUAAAGACAGCAAUUUCCAGGUGAUGUUGAACCCUCAGACAGGACAGCACUCGAACCAAGGGACGUCGUUUUUAUCAGUGAGUCAAUUGGUGGAGCAUGAGAAAGCAGAAAAGAGUCACCAACAGAAUCAUCAUUCCCAUCAGCAUCAUUCACAGGGGCAAGCCCAGCCCAGAAAGCAAAGGAAGAGCAACGCUAGCCCCAGAACAGGUGGAAAAAGACAGAUGGAUAUGAGGAAGCAGAGUAAUGAUCAGAUGCAGCAGCACGACGAGCAGAAGGUGACGUCGAGCCAUGGAUUUUCGGAUCAGUACCAACAGCAGCCCCAGCAGUCACAUAAAUAUCAGCAAAACGACGGACUCUGGAGGAACAGAAACUGCAAGAGCAAUUACACAGCUGAAGCUCUCAUCGGGGUCAAUAACACCAGCAUUCAUGAUGGGAAUACUGACAAGCAGCUUCAUGCCCCUGCCAUCAAGUUCUCAACUGAUUACACACAAAAUAAAUUCCCUGGAAGUCUUGGGGCUGGGGAAAUGGUGAUGCCACCCAUCAAUUAUCUCACGAAUCCCGACGAUGGGAAUGGAUAUGGACAGGUGAUGAACCAGAACUUCAAUCAUUCCUCGUACACGUAUUCACCGAAUACAAAUAUCUAUCCCUCCACCAACUUUAUUCCUGGGAUUUCAAAUACCACCAGUACUUAUAUGAUGCCACUACACGAAAAUCCAACGGAUUACCUCGAGACUAAUUCGUUUCUACUACCAAAUGUCACUAAUGUUCCAAAGUCUGUCAACACCUCGACCAGUGGAUCAUCAUCGACGACUCGAGCAACUUCUUCGGGGGCUGCACCCACGAACAUCAAAAAUCAGCACUACAAUGUUGGGAAGCAGCAGCAAUGUGACAAGAGAAACUCGUAUCCCAAUGUCUCAAAGAAGAGCAAGAGGAAGUCUGAUGCCACGAUGCAGAACCUCGAAUUCCCUGUGGGAGCUAUUCCUACACCCAUGGAGGAUUAUCACUCUCAUCAUCACACGCAUUCCUCGAGUUUUCUGGCUCCACCACCCAAUGGCAAUCCUCUUUACCAGAACCACUCGAUUUCGAAUGCUAAUAGGAGCAGAGCCUCCACUACUGGUGGAAAUUCCGUUGCUAUGGCGCAUCAUCCGUCCGGAACUAGUCUCACUAACUUCAAUCUCAGCACAAUAUUCCCGGAGAUUAAUGAUAAGGUCACAGGGUACAAGCCCCCUAAUGCAAUUCAGUCAGGCCUGUCUCAAUCUUCCAAUCAUCCGUCAACGAGUUAUACCCAACGGCCCAACUACACAACUAAUAAUGCUUUGGGUCACGUUGCACAGGUCUCACAGUCCGAGGCAGGUCAAUUCACAACUGAAAUACCUGCACCACCACCGCCCAGUGUACUUCACUAUAAGACCACUUGACGAACGAAGAAUGGAGCAGCCAAUUAUGGAAAAAAGUCGUACUAAUUGUGGUAAAGAUAGUCUAAUGAAAUUUGUACAUAUUAUAGCGGGGUCCUUUCCACUAUUUCUAAUGACACCAGAUGAAAUUUUCUGCUCGUUUUAACUUUAUGGGGAUAUUAAAUUAAAUAUCAACUAGGUCUCAGGCGUGCGCAAUUGUGCACACGCAAGGGAAUUUAGCGCUUUAGCGCUGAAAAUCCAACAGUAUAAUUGCAUUGAAGAUUUACCCGUUGUUUUUCGCCAUUUCAAAUCUUAGGACGGCAGUUUAUAAAAUGGUAGAAAAAAUCGGGUAACUCCUCAUUGAAAAAAAAGAAUAAAUACGAUUGAAGUACUCAACUAU
Molecule: messenger RNA, 7426 nt
Organism: Fopius arisanus
Lineage: Eukaryota; Metazoa; Arthropoda; Insecta; Hymenoptera; Braconidae
Exons: 6
Coding region: 382-7050 (2222 amino acids)
Molecular function (GO): protein dimerization activity
Source: RefSeq, a predicted model, not a curated record